Jaculus jaculus (lesser Egyptian jerboa) is the source of this 688-nucleotide messenger RNA. It is a transcript of the gene C2H18orf32, whose product is annotated as chromosome 2 C18orf32 homolog. The transcript has 3 exons. Lineage: Eukaryota; Metazoa; Chordata; Mammalia; Rodentia; Dipodidae. Gene Ontology annotation, biological process: positive regulation of canonical NF-kappaB signal transduction. The record is from RefSeq and is a predicted model, not a curated record. Bases 179 to 409 code for a protein of 76 amino acids.
AGGCAGCUCGGUCCGCCUUCCGGAAGUGUGACGUCAUCGUAGAGCUGUGUGGUCCUCGGGAGCUGGCUUGAGUGGGCCUGACGACGCCGAUCCCCGGCAUUGCCCUUCGCCUUCCUCCCUGAAAGCUUGGUUUUCCUACUUAGCCUCGUACGCAGUGUGGGAGCUCGAGCCUGGGACAAUGGUGUGCAUUCCUUGUAUCGUCAUUCCAGUUCUGCUCUGGAUCUUCAAGAAGUUUCUGGAACCAUAUAUAUACCCUCUGGUUUCCCCCUUCAUCAGUCGUAUAUGGCCUAGAAAGGCGGUACAAGCCUCCAGUGAUAAAAAUAAAAGCAAAGUAGACUGCAAGGGUGCAGAAGCAAAUGGAAUGCCCACAAAAGGACCAACAGAAAUCUCUGACAAAAAGAAAGACUAGUGAUUUUUCCCACCUGAUCUCAGUUGUUUUACAAAUGGACUUGAUAAUAUGGAAGCAUCUUUGAAAUUGUCUCUGACUUUUUUCUCUGGUGACCAGAAUUCUGGAUAAACAGUUUAGCUAUUUACCUAAUGCUAGUCAAGAAAUACGUGGUAUUUAUAUUUAAAAUUUACUUGAUUAUAUUUAAUGACAAGUUCCUAUUUCAUUAAACUAUCUUUAAUUUCUGUUACUGACGUUAAUAAGAAAAAAGAAGGUUUUGCCAGUAAACACUCCAAACUUAAA